Taeniopygia guttata (zebra finch) is the source of this 1582-nucleotide messenger RNA. The record is from RefSeq and is a predicted model, not a curated record. Lineage: Eukaryota; Metazoa; Chordata; Aves; Passeriformes; Estrildidae.
CCCUCCGCUUUUCACCCUGCCUGGCUGCUCUCCUCAAAAAGUCGGGGUCCAAAUACCCCACUGCCGGUGCCUCAGGGCUGUCCCGGGAUCUGCGGGGGGGAUUUGUACCAUCCCAUAAAGUGCUCUCGGCUGCCUGGAGGAAAGGAAGAUGCAGGCUGGUGUGAGCCCAGCCUCUGCUUUACAAUCUCUUUCCUGCCACUAUAAAUAACCUCGGCGAGAGUCACUUCAAAGGGAAGAGCUGGCGGCGCAGAGGUGGUUUGGGGACCGAGCGGGACAGGGGCGUCCCACUGCCCGAUCCCACCCCGGCGCUUUGCAUAAAUAAAUAAAUCAUGCAGCAAGGGGAGAGGUGGAGAGAGAGGGCGAGCAGAGGAGGUGACUUUGGGAAGCCGCGCAGCUCGCUCAUCCCAGCCCCGUAGUUCGGAGGGAGUGUGUCAUGUUACAGGGGAGCCACGAUCAGCCAGAGCACAACGUCGCCGGAGCAGCUGAGAAUUACCUCUCUCUAAUGGGGACUUUCAUGUGCGAGCUCCUGGCCAGUCUGCGAAGGAACUGAAACCGACAGCUUAGAAAGAAUCAAAAACCUACCAGCGAACCAAAAGACUGAAAUAGAAGGGAAAAAAACAGGAGGGAAAAAAAAAAAAAUCUUGAUCAGAUUAUUUUUUCCCCCUCACACUUUUUGCUGCAGUUGGAUCCCUUUUUUCUGCACCCCUUUUAUGUGUGUGUGGUUUGUUUUUAUUUUUUAAAGACACCCCCCCUCCCCAUCCACUUUUGUCAUUAUUGCUGUCACUUCUGAUUUGCUGGCACUGGGAUUCCCUUCGACGUUGCUUUUUCUAUGCCUUCUGGAUUGUGCAUCUUGGAGUAGGAGUGAAGCUUUAUUUAUUCUAUUUAUUUAUUUAUUGUUUCUCAGGACAGGGAGGGAAUGUUGGAGGAGAAGAGCUGGAAAGGAGUCGACGAAGCAGCUUUUGACAGGGGGUGUGUGGCUCCCCCCAGGAGUGGCGAUGGGGAGAGAUGCUGCCGCCUCCCUCUCCUGCUGGGCUCGGGGCUGCCCGGCGUGUCCCUGCUCUCUCUGGUGCUGAGCCUCCUGCUGUACUUUCGGACCUCCGAUCUGCAGUCCCGGGUGUCCCACUUGGAAGCAGACAGACCCACGCAGCUCCCUGCCUGGCUCUCAGCAGACCAAAUGGAGACAGCUAUUUUGGGAAGAGUUGACCAACUGCUCAAUGAGAAAUUAAAGUUCCAUUUGCCAAGACAUCGAGAAGUUCGAGACACACACCAGCGAUGCAACUGCCCGGCAGGUCCGCCUGGGGACAAAGGUGCGAUGGGAAUCCCUGGGCGGCCGGGUGCUCCAGGAGAAGCUGGCAUGUCUGUCAUCGGGCCCCGCGGUCCACCCGGACAGCCUGGAACAAGAGGUUUUCCUGGAUUCCCGGGCCCUAUUGGCUUGGACGGCAAACCGGGGCAUCCUGGACAGAAGGGAGAGAUGGGUGCUGCAGGUCCCAGGGGACAACCUGGACCCCCAGGACAAAAAGGAGAGAAGGGUCAGUGUGCAGAGUACCCGCACAGGGUAAGUCAUUAGCGUUAUUAUCCUCUG